AUGCUUUCUACAUGGAAAUCAUCCCAGCCGCCAGGAGAAAAGGCAGUGGAGACUUUGAAACUUGUUUGGGAUUCUGUCCAAUCAGUAAAGAAAGCUGACAAUAUCGAAGAAGACGAAGAUACUUCUACGGUUCUCAAACAGGCUGUUGUGGAAAGAGACAAGCAAAAUGAACUCGUGCAAGAACAGCUGAAGAUCAUUGACUUUUCAGUAACGGAUGACCCAAGUGGUUCUUCGUGUAAACAGGGAGAAAUCCAUGAGGAUCUUGAUAAACACGGUGGAAUACCAAGCACAGGAGAACUUCGUAACGUGGCUCAUCAAAUCAAAACAUUGCAAACAGCACGUUCACUUGGGAAAGCACUUCGUAUCGAUGACAUCACCAUACUUAGUUACGUCACUCAGCAAAGCCAUUCACUACUGCAUGAGACUGCGCAGCAGAUCCUACGAAUGUGGCAGGAUGGCUUACAAGAAGGAGUCAAGGAAGUUGAACUUCACAAGUUAUUGGUGAAGUACAACAUUUCUGGUGACACAACAGGAGGUUUCACAGAAAUAGCAAAACUGAUUCGAUCUGAGGCAGAUCUAGUAGGCUUAAUUCAUCAUUUGGAUGUACAACCAACUACCGUCUUGGAGGUCAUUAAUACAUCUACAGGUCUUACACCCCACAUUAUUAUUCCUCUUGCCCUAAAAAUGCUGAUUGAAUGGUCCAAGAAAGGUGGAACCAGGGAGAGGCUUCUGGCAAUAUCUCAGGCUUUUCGCUUCCUUGGCGUAGACCUUUUAGUAAAAGGUCUGGCAUGUCAUUCAAGCUAUCAAUAUUUCAUCUCGUAUGGCAUCAUUGAUCAUAAGGGAGGAAAGCUGACCCUCGAUGUACUUGGAAUUGCUUUAUCCAUUCCUAAAGGGGCUAUUCCAAAGGGAAUGCUAUUAACUGUCACCCUUCGCGUAUCAUUUCGAAAUAUUCGUAGACUUCCCAUGCACGACGACGAAGUACUUAUUACUCCCGUCAUAGAGACUUCUCUCACACAAGAACUUCUCAAACCGGCAUCGAUAGUACUACCACACUGUAUGGGUUUCAAGAACGACGAUUCUACCAUUGUAAUGUACACCAAGACCGGACAAGGAAAAUUCGGUCGCAGAAUACUGACUGGGGACGAUUUGCGAAUCUCAAAAUCUACGAUCGAGUUUUGUACACAUCAUAUUGAAGUUUUGGCUGUGUGUUCAACGGAUCUUCGAGAUCUUCAGCUAACAUGCUUUGUCCUCCAGCCUACUAUGAAGUCACCAGUAGACCAUCCAUCUCUACGCGUGUACGUCAUUCAUCCAUAUAAGGCAUAUACCCAGGAUAUUAUCAUGAGGGAGCUGACUUCGUCUGUACCUUACUGCCAAGUCGAGAAGGAAUUCAAGUUCUCUAUUGGCUCAAAAUCAAAGCACCUAACGGUUAUUUGUCAUGAAGAGACGAAGCAACAAAACCAAAUGAUACCCCUCAGCGGUGUAUUGAAUGGUCAGUGCAGCCCUGUGGUAUUCACGCUUCAGUUUACCCCAAAAGAAAAUGUGAAGAAGAAUGUUCGCAUUACAAUAAAGGAAAGAGACGAGCCCAUAUCCGAUAGAGUGUUCAACGUGUCAAUAGAAGAUGAACCGAAUUACACGAUCAAUCGCAGGGUUUCAGAAGGCCGAUUGAGCUGUUUAUCCAACAAUCUUAUCGAAACCCUGGCUGACGUGAUUCUCAAGCAAAGUGAUGCAGAUUCCCUCGGCGGCUAUCUUGGUUUCUCAGAGUCAAUCGUAAAGCAAUACCUCGAUCGGUCAGAUUCGUCUUAUCAGAAGUUUUCAAGAUCGGGGUUCGUUGAGAUGCUAAGUGAUUGGAGACGAAGAGUCCGACCUAGUGAGCAGGUAAAGGAGCUUCAUCGAGCCCUGAAAGAUGCUGGUCUGGGAUAUGUAACGGACACUAUCCUGCCUGGAGAUGUCGUUGUCAGCAAUGUUACUUCAGCAAGCACCCAUAAGGAAGAAGGUAGCACUCCUGAAAGCAGAGAGGAAUCGGGUGGUAUUCCUAAAAUAAUUUGUCUAGAGAAACAUGGCAUUGAAGUACGAAUCCCCGCAAGCGACACUUACAGCUCAUCGGAUAUAACAGUCGAAGUGAUCGAAGAUGUUCCGCCCGAGCUAAAGAUCAGAGAAACAGAAGCAAUCAUUACAUACGGUUUGAAGGUGAAGGCGCCUUCUAAUGCGAUCUUUGAACAUCCCAUUCAAGUGACGAUGCCACACUCGGGCAUAUUCACAAAACCAAAGAAUGUGGAAAUCAUUUCAUACUAUCGGAAAAGAGCUUCUGAAGAGUUUGUUGCAAUACAUCCUAUCAGAGGCACUAAUCACUGGUGUGUGGUAAGACAGAGGGACCUCGAUAUCUUCUUCAAACACUUCUGCGAAUAUUGGUUCGUGGCUGUCUACAACAUGUACACGAGGUUUAAGGAAAUUUUCAUUGGAAAGCGCCUUGUCUGUACGCCGUAUGUUCCCAUGCCGCCAUUUCAGAGCGGGGAGCGUGUUCUGUUUGUCAACGUAAGAGAUGCAAACACGCAUGAAGAAAAGUUCUUCAAGCUGUACGAACAUAUGUUCAUCAGAAAGGAUUGA
This is a messenger RNA of Lytechinus variegatus (green sea urchin), 2604 nucleotides long. RefSeq lists its product as uncharacterized. Bases 1 to 2604 code for a protein of 867 amino acids. The record is from RefSeq and is a predicted model, not a curated record. Gene Ontology annotation, molecular function: netrin receptor activity. Lineage: Eukaryota; Metazoa; Echinodermata; Echinoidea; Temnopleuroida; Toxopneustidae. Gene Ontology annotation, cellular component: membrane. Gene Ontology annotation, biological process: netrin-activated signaling pathway. The transcript is spliced from 13 exons.